UUGGGUUUUGUUUUUAACUUAUAUCAGAAGCAACGCAAAUGGAUUUUUUUUAAGGAAUGGCCAAGAAGCAAAACAGCACGUGCGAACAGCAUAGCAAAGUCUACCUCUAAAAGUCCACCAAUGUCAUUACUUCUUCUGGAAAAGGAAACUGGUACAUUAGUUGGGCACGCAAGGCUCUGCCGAUUAUUGGAUGAGUCCGAAUUUUGUUGGAUUGAGUCAGUCAUUAUAGACCCAAACUUCCGGAAUAAAGGAGUUGGAAAAUUGUUGAUGUGCCUUGUGGAGAAAACCGCAGAGACGUUCGUGAAAAUGAGUACAUGGUUUAAUUUUCACCUAAACACUAUGAAGUGUGUGUUUAAACUAUCAUUCUGUCAACCUGAUUAUUUGGAUCUAAGUAAGUUCGCUGAAGAAAAGCUUCGUACGAGGAAUGUUGGCUUUACCUUGCGAACUGUGAAAAAAAUGUACAGAAGGCAGUUAAGAAGAGGCCUUUUUUGA
Molecule: messenger RNA, 492 nt
Organism: Enterobius vermicularis (human pinworm)
Lineage: Eukaryota; Metazoa; Nematoda; Chromadorea; Rhabditida; Oxyuridae
Source: the annotation of a GenBank genome assembly